UUUUCUACAUUUUUUUCAAAAAAGAAUGACGUCAUCACCACCGUCAUUCAUGUCAUAUGAAGAUCGUAUUCAAGAAGGAGAUACUGUAAUUGUCUAUGUCACCUAUGGACAAAUGGUCCCAACAAUUGUCAAACGGGGACAGACUUUAAUGAUGAAAUAUGGAGCACUACGUCACGAAUUUAUUAUUGGAAAAAGAUGGGGUCAACGUCUCUCGGCUACAGCCGGCUACGUCUACAUUCUUCGUCCAACUUCUGAUCUUUGGACUCGCGCCCUGCCACGUCGAACACAGAUCCUCUACACUGCUGAUUGUGCUCAGAUUUUGUCGCUUUUAGACGCAAAACCCGGCUCUGUAAUCUGCGAAUCGGGAACCGGAAGUGGAUCCUUGUCCCAUGCAAUUGCACUGACCGUUGCACCAACCGGACAUCUGUAUACACAUGAUAUCGACGAAACACGUACUCAUAAAGUUUUGGAGGAAUUUAAGGUUCAUGGCCUAGGAUCCGUGACGACGGCCGUCGUUCGAAAUGUCUGCACCUCUGGAUUCCACGUGGAAAACGCUGCCGACGGGGUAUUCCUGGAUGUACCGGCACCGUGGGAGGCAAUCCCAUUCGCCGCAAAAUCAAUUUUCCGGGCUCGUGGAGGUCGUCUAGUGUCUUUUAGUCCGUGCCUGGAACAAGUCCAACGUGCCUGCCUAGCCAUGGCGGCCGCCGGUUUCGUGAGCAUCGAGACGAUUGAGCUCGUUCCCGAGCAGAAGAAGAUCGUCAGUCAACACCGGCAGACGCUUGAAGAGUUUGAAGAGCUCGGUGAUGCUUAUCCGAAGGAACGGAAGAGAAAUGUCGAUGGAACAAUCGUUGAGCAAAGCAGCUCCGCCAUUCCACGUAUCACAAUUGCAAUCGUCUAUCCAUAUUCUCAGCCAACACACACUGGGUACCUGACUCAUGCCACGAUGCUCCCGGUCGCCGAAUAAUUUAUUUUUUUAAUUUGAUUGUUGAUUUUUUAAAUUUUUGUUGCUGUUAAAUUUUUUGAAUUUU
Messenger RNA from Caenorhabditis elegans, 1028 nucleotides. It is a transcript of the gene trm-61A, whose product is annotated as tRNA (adenine(58)-N(1))-methyltransferase catalytic subunit TRMT61A. Lineage: Eukaryota; Metazoa; Nematoda; Chromadorea; Rhabditida; Rhabditidae. Bases 26 to 964 code for a protein of 312 amino acids. The transcript is spliced from 6 exons. The record is from RefSeq and is marked reviewed.